AUGAUACCACGCACACUGCAAAGACUAUCGUGCCUUGCUAGUCGCUGUAGACCAGUUUUGAAUCCUCGCCAUACUGUGUCGACCCGCUCAUUAUGCCAAUUUACUACACCCAAGCGACUGUUGACAUCCAAUGCCGUUUCAUCCAUGCAAUGGCCUCAAAAGGCCAAGGUGCUCUCUCGUUUGACAUGCAGCAGAGCUAGUUUGAGACACAAGUUCAUGUCGUCCAUGGCGGCAUCUGCUCACAACACGGUGUCUUCAUCCACCAAAGCCGUCGUUACACACACUAAGCCCAUUGUCGCUUAUUGGCUUUAUUUCAAUGCUGGCAUGGUGUUUGCUAUUGUUGUUGUAGGCGGUUUAACUCGUCUCACUGAGUCUGGUUUAUCGAUUGUUGAAUGGAACGUCAUCUCUGGCAUGAAACCACCAAGGUCUGAACAGGAAUGGAAAGAUGAGUUUGAGAAAUACAAACAAUAUCCAGAAUACAAGCUGUAG
Mucor velutinosus is the source of this 489-nucleotide messenger RNA. RefSeq lists its product as uncharacterized. Gene Ontology annotation, molecular function: oxidoreductase activity, acting on NAD(P)H, heme protein as acceptor. Lineage: Eukaryota; Fungi; Mucoromycota; Mucoromycetes; Mucorales; Mucoraceae. The transcript has a single exon. Gene Ontology annotation, biological process: heme A biosynthetic process. Gene Ontology annotation, cellular component: mitochondrial inner membrane. The record is from RefSeq and is a predicted model, not a curated record. The coding region runs from base 1 to 489 and encodes 162 amino acids.